UGGGACCAUGAGAGUCUUGAUUGGAGUCCUGUUGGUAGCCUUCGUGGCUGCAGAGCAGAAACGUUCAGCUGACCCUGGAAUUGGUUAUGGGGGACUUGGAGGGAUUGGACUCCUUGGAGGGUUAGGAGGUCUCGGCCAUGGCUUAGGACUCAAUGGAGGAUAUGGUGGUGGGUAUGGUGGUUAUGGUGGUCUCCUGAGCGCUGGUAAUUAUGCUAACGGAUACAGCCACUCCACUGGAUACAACCAUGGAAACUACAUUGGAAACCAAUAUGGAGGUCUGGGUGGGAUCUCACAUGGUCACCUUAACAAACACUUGCUCGGCAAACGAAGUGCUGAUCCCGAGCCAGGAUUAGCACUUGGAGGACUUGGAGGACUGGGUUAUGGAGGCCUUGGACUUGGAGGACUGGGAUAUGGGGGCCUAGGACUUGGUGGGUUAGGACUUAACGGCGGAUACGGUGGUGGAUACGGAGGCUAUGGUGGUCUCUUGAGUGCUGGAAACUACGCCAAUGGAUACAGCCACUCCACUGGAUACAACCAUGGAAACCACAUUCUAAACGGAUAUGGAGGAGCAGGAGGACUGUCACAUGGUCAUCUUAACAAGCACUUGCUCGGCAAACGAAGCGCUGAUCCCGAACCAGGUUUAGCCCUUGGAGGACUUGGUGGACUUGGUGGACUUGGUGGCUAGGCUAUGGAGGAGGGCUUGCUGGACUUGGUGGACUUGGUUAUGGAGGCUUUGGAACUUGGAGGGCUUGGAUAUGGAGGCCUUGGAUAUGGUGGACUUGGUUAUGGAGGCCUUGGACUUGGCGGACUUGGAUAUGGUGGCUAAUGUGAUCUCUUGUACGCCAGUAAUUAUCCACAUGGAUACAGUCGCUUCAAUGAAUGCAUCCAUAUUGGUAAUUCACAUAAAGUAUUGAGUGGACUGUCACAAUGACACGCUAACUUCGUAGGAAAGUAAAUUGCUACUUUUUAGAUUGCAAAGAAAAUAAAAUUGGUUUUCCAGUAAAAUGCAUCUUUUUGGAACGUGCUGUUAUGAUAAGCCUGCUUUGGAAUCACGGAAAAACGAGUCCAGACUAUUGAGAUAUUUUUUUGUAAAUACUUUAAUC
Macrobrachium nipponense is the source of this 1103-nucleotide messenger RNA. Its product is annotated as acanthoscurrin-1-like. The record is from RefSeq and is a predicted model, not a curated record. The transcript is spliced from 2 exons. The coding region runs from base 8 to 685 and encodes 225 amino acids. NCBI's taxonomy places the organism in Eukaryota, Metazoa, Arthropoda, Malacostraca, Decapoda, Palaemonidae.